AUGGCCUUCCCAGGUUGUCACCACAAGGGCGCAGGCAGGGUGCGCGCACCCAGUGCCCUCUCUGGCUGGCUUGCACGUGGCACGCACAGCUGUCUUGCGGAUCUUGCCGAGCAACCCAGUCGUGCAGACUGCCAGCCACGCCCUUGCUGGCGCAUAUUAUGCGCCGUCACCGAUCGACGACCAGCUCGCUCCACUGCUCCUGAUUCCUUGCCUCGAGGCAACCGUUGCGAGCCGUUGCAAAUUGCGGACCCAAAUGUGCGACAGUCGGCCACCUCGACACUUCCACUGUGUUCCUGCGCCUUGAUCCUUGACUCGAACGAGACGCUACCUUGCAAAUGGGCUGAUAUCGGAGGUUGCCGUCAUUGUGUUGGCCAUGCGCGGACAUGCCUCACGUGUCGCGGUGGAAAAGACAUGAUGCUUCGAACAGAGUUUGCUGCUGAGUGGUCGUUGCACGGGCAAUUGUCUCGCCGCGGUUGGCCUGGCCGUUGAUACACCGGAUGGCAUCACCAGCACUAUGAAAUUUUGCAAGGAAGCCGUGAACUUGACGCAUUGACCUACGGGCACUCGGUGCUUCAUCCUCUGAACCAU
Molecule: messenger RNA, 588 nt
Organism: Microdochium trichocladiopsis
Lineage: Eukaryota; Fungi; Ascomycota; Sordariomycetes; Xylariales; Microdochiaceae
Exons: 1
Coding region: 1-489 (162 amino acids)
Source: RefSeq, a predicted model, not a curated record